This is a messenger RNA of Pocillopora meandrina, 8341 nucleotides long. The record is from the annotation of a GenBank genome assembly. Lineage: Eukaryota; Metazoa; Cnidaria; Anthozoa; Scleractinia; Pocilloporidae.
GGAAUCAUGUCUUCCGACGCUGGCUAAUAAUUCAGAGAUUAGUUGUCAUUGUACAUGAAAACCUCACAAAAUUGCGGGCUUGGAGGGUACAAUGGUAACUGUCAGUUGAGGAGGACUUAGUUAUUAAUCACGAAACCUAAAUAUAUUGCAUUUUCGUUCUGACAUUUUCUGGAAGAGUUUUUCAAACACCUCGGCGCGUGGACAGGAACGGAGAAAGAAAGGUGUUCGAUUUCAGGUAACGAAAAUUAGGAUGUUUUUUCACAGAACUACAAUUAUUUCACGUUUUGAGUAAGUAACAACAAUUUAAAUUUGUGUUCAUGAAUUGAAAACUUUUGCUGUUUUGGUUUUGCUGAUCUUAGCUGACAUCUGCCACACACAAAAAAAAUAAUUGAAAAUGGCCUUCUUGAUAACAUCUAUUUCCUCUUGCAUAAUCCUCAUUGCCAAGUGCGGACUUAUUAAUUCUAGUAAGGACACAAACUACUUAAAAAGACAAGAACUUCUGGCAGUUUCGUUCUUUGCCUUACGACCUCCUUGUUUCUAUGCUGUAAUAAGAAGGAUUUAUUUUUCUGUUACGACUGUUCAAAAUGUGAUGCUUAAUUUCCUGCACGUAGUUAAUAGCGGUGGACAAAUUUACUCGUAGUUUCUCUCCCCUCGUCAUUCAACUGAAAAACCUGUAUUUCCCAAAAAGACAGAACCACUGGAAGGAGGGAUACUGAUCAGUUUAGAUUGAAUUGUUUGCUUUAAACUUUAAAUCCGGUUAAGACGCAUGGGCUGAAACAUAUCUUUUUUGUUAUCAGCCUUUUUUUGGAGGAGUCGUAAACUUGGAAAGAUUUCUUAUACACGAACACUUUUGCUAUAUGUUAGUGCUAUCGGUUGCAACGCAAAGGACACAGAAAACUUCUCAAAAACGCUUAAUUUACCAUAAAUUUUGUAUGAGUGUUGGAAUAGGCAUCUAUACAAUCCGCAUUUAUUAAACUGGUUCCUUUUUUUUUUAAAGAGAGAGAUUUUCGAAGUCUCACCGUAAGCUUCUAAUUUGUCUGAUGACGGUUAAAUUUCACAAUCCUGAAUAAGCCCGAAUGCUUGUUCGUGCGUUGAGGUUCACUACGGGACGCAAUUGAACCCGGUCGAUUCUAGAUAUCGGUAGGUGGCACUGAAGUCCCUUACUCGUUUAGAACAUCGUUAUAUAAUCUGAUGGGAAGAGUGGGAAAGUGGCACUGCCCUGCAAUAGAAGUCGAGACAGGCUUUCAUUUGCAAAAAAUCUGCCCUAACAAGUAGCAUCGACAGACCUCUCGUUUUAUCGCAAAGAUUACCACGGUUUUUUUCCUUUUUUUUACGGAAGGCUGACAAAUUCCGUAGGGAUUUUCAUUUUUCUGAUCACAACUUGAAUUACACUUGAACUUGUCAUCCAGUCUGACAUGAGCAAGUAUUGUUUUCAGUGUAACUAUACUGUUGUUGAUUGUCAGUGUAACAUAACUAUCACAAUCGUCCAGAGCAAAUUCUGUAGGAUGUUGUCAUGAUGGAUGUUAUCAUGAUGAUGCAAAACGAGAAGAGAUUCUGGGAUGAAACAUAAACACCUGUGCAACAAAGGGCAGUGCGAGUCAAUGCCUUUGAUUUGCUUCUAGAAGGAAGCGGUGAGUGGAGUUUUCAAGAAUAUACACGUUCCCACGCUUGUAAAGCGUAAGCUCAUCGGACAGAACAUUUGCAAAUUCCGAUUUUUUGUGGUCAUUCUUAGAUUCAACAGGUUGAUCUAGCAACAAAAAAAUGAAAACCUUGUAAAAAUCAUAGAAUCGGUUAAGACGCGUAUUGUCUUCAUAGACAAAGUUUUUGAACUUCAUCCAAACAUCAUCAGCACCAACGAGGGAUUUUUAUGUUCUCUAGGCGCCAACUAGAACGAAAAAUCAGUGAUUGACCAUUUAUGAAAAGAAAGCAUUUGCAAGUUCAAUUCUUUACUACAAGACCAGGAAAUCGAGGAUUCUUAGUUCUGACCUUCCUUCGAAUUAAGCAUUCUAACAUUCUUGAAACUCGUGUCUCAAGCUUUUUUUUAUGGUAAUUCUAUUAUGCUUACCAAGAAGUUGACUUAUUGAGAAGCAAAUGUCAUUCCUUAGCUAUUUGACAUAGUUGGAGAAUUCUUCAACGGAAAUACUCACGGAACUUAGUUUUACAGACAACAGCUUGCUUAGACUGUGAAUUUUGAAGCUGAAUAGAUGCCUAAAAUAAUAUUUCGAGGACAGAUCUAAAUUUUUCGAGUCCUAAGGAGGAGCGGGGGGAGGGAGGGAGGGCGGCUUGGAGGAUUUUGUGGGGGAUCGCAAGGUUCAUAGAAGGAACUGAGAGGAGAUCAGUUUACCUGCAGGUAAAUUUUAAUUUGAUUCAACCAAAACCUUCGACUCCGACCCCUCCCCCCAGGGGAUAAAUAGUGAAGAGUCCUUCACCAAAGUUGGUCUUGAUCAUUGGAUUCUUUCCCACCCCAUUUCCUUAGCUAUGACAUCGUAAAGAGCAUGUCUGUUGCAGACACCUUUGUAAUACCUCAGUAACUAACUUUUAAACACAAGGUUUGACGAAAACGAACUUUUUCGCUUUGGACAAAUAACCAAUCCAUUUAUUAUCAAGUAGGCAAAUUAAAACGUUUAACCUCGGUAUCGAAUAAAAUUUUAAGCUGCUACCGCGUUUGUAUAAUCAGAAAACUAUCUUGCAAAAAUUAUCCUUGUAACAGAGGUAACUUGGUAUCGGAAGAAUUAACAAAGACGCCUUUUUGGGUUUAGGAACAAUGAAGUUAACAAUUCUAUCUUGAUGUCGAGAUAUCUAUUAUUGUUUGUUUUGCAUUUACUUUGUUCAAUUUUGUUUAUUGUCUCAACAUUCUGGAUGGUUGCAAUGCGAUAAAUGUAGUUUUACAAUUCAAAUUAGGCCACAAACUUUCCUGAGCGACGUUAUCGAUAACUCAAGCUUUACAGAAGGGAACAAAAAUGCGAACACGCGGGAUUAAUUUAACACGGUAAAGGACAGAGAGGUAAAGCUGUCUUUUUAAUUUUAGUAACUUCUUAACCUCUCUACAACGUUUAUAUUAAUCAAGUAGGGCAAAGUUUUGUUUUCGUUUUGUUAUUACGAAGGGUCAUGAGGCGAUUGAAGGUUAACCAGACUUCUGUGCCUCCAAAUUGUCUUCGAUUUGAAUUUUGUUAAAAGUUCUUAAGAUACUGUUGAAAAAGCGCUUCAAAAAUUAUGAAUUUCAUGACAAAUUCGAGCUCAUCUUCGAUCAUUUUGCAACAAGACCAACAUGCACACGGCUCGCACGAAGAGAAGCUAUGCCAACAGCGGGAGACUAACUGAAAUCAAGCUCAAUUUUCAACACUGUUGACUCCAAAAUGGGGGGUAUUAUAGGGUUCCGAACACCGCAAUAUCGCAAAAAAAAUUCGGCAAAUACCGCAAUAUUGCAAAAAAAAAAAGGUGCCAAAAUAACGCAACACUUCAAUACCGAGUCAAAAAUCGAUGUCACGCCGAAACCACUACUCUUUUUGUUACGUUUAGAGCAGAUAACACGGAAAUGGUAAUUAUAAGAAUUUGUUAGGUAAUUUUUGAUUUCAGCCUGUUUCUGAAACAAUUGGAAACUGGAGAAGACUUGAAAAACGGUGGAGGACUUGGCGGAUAAAUUUUAGCACACUCCAAAAUGCUAAAACUAAAACGGCAUCCAGCAGGUUCGGAGAAUUUAGCAAUACCGUAAUUCGAGAUUCAAAUUACCAAAAUAGCGCAAGAAAAAGUGUUUAAUACUGCAAACGCCAAAGUCCUCUCCAAAACUGGGUUGACUUUGGUCAGUGAUGGUUACGCUUGGAUUGAAUGAACAGAAUGACAACUCGAUUACGGCAAGUUGAAAACCUGCUACAAACCUAGUUUAGGGUCUCCUGUCGAAAGCGUUUUGGGUAAGCAGUAUUUCACUUUCAACUAUGUUUUGUAAGUCCUCUCUGAAUUUGGGGAACAACUGUUUUUACUUAGUAUCAAGAGUGAUGAACUCUGAUUCCUCUUUGUGAGGCAGAACCGAGACUACUGAGACCUCAGACCCCCUUAAAGUUUCCACCACCGUUAUUUUUUCAUUUGUUUCGCGAAAUUUAAUGAGUGAUCGAUGAAACACCAUGUUUACGAAAAAAGGACUAAACUCAAUUUAUACUGAUCUGGAGAGUUCACUUGAGGGAUGACGAGUCGCGUCAUUCCUGUGUUUCAUAGCGGAUGUGUUACCUGACACAAGGAAACCGCAUUCUCGACCACUGAAGGAACAGUCGCACUCGUUUAUCUAUAUAAAAAAGGUAUUUGUACACGCAACGAUUUCGACAUUACCUGUUGUAGGGGUAUACAGAAUUCAUGUCAGCUAUGAACUUGGUACAGAGGUCUAGCUUGUGGUGGUCCACGAUCAGUUGUCAGCGAUGCAAACUACCGGGCGUCAAUCGGAAGUUCUUAGGUUCCAAUCCACUUGAGGGUGUUCAAACUCUGUCUUUGUAAAGCCGUCGGUUUAACCCUUUUUUUUUUCUUAAUUUCAAAAGUUGUUUACUUAAACUUCUGAGAUUAAACAUUCGCACUCGUGUGUCACGAGUCUCCAAAUAUGGCCAAGAUCUCAGGCAAGACCUUGUGGCCGUCUUGUAUACUCUCAAAAUCUCUCCCUAACCACCCUUUAAAUGCGAACUAUGGGGAGUUAAGUUGUAAUUAAUGGUUAUCAACGGUUCCGAAGAUUGACACGUUUUAAGGCAGUGUAUAUCGGCUGCUUAUGCAAAUUUCUGGUGGAUUAUGCCCUGGCUUGCAAAAUUUCCGACUGUAAAGUAAGCAACAUCUACUCUCAGAGAGUUAAAACUGCCUUCUGAAAAUCCUAAAUGAGAAUUAGAGGAUCUCGGUGCCUUUGAGAUUGCAGUUGUAUAACAUACUGCUACGUUCGGUUUUCAGUAAGAAAGUCACACUAUCUGUAGGUUGAGUGUGGCAUAUCACGUUUUUUGUCGUAAUUAUCUAAGCUUUCUUCAGAUGGAGCGACUUCGAUUGUCAUACCUGGUGUUAUCUAUAUUUCGUCAGCUUUUAAUAACAGCUAGCUAAUACUCUCCUGGGUACAGACAAGCAUUAAUGAGAGAAAAUUAUCUUUUGCGAACACGAACGGGAAAUUAAAACUUGGCAGUGAUCGAUUACGGACAUCUUAAACUAAAUACCAUCCAUGUUAGGAAAUAUUUCGUGAAAAGCUCGAAAAAGGAGCUUUCGUUAUUAUUCGAAUAUUAGGCGAAGUUAGGGUUGGAACUUCCGGUUUUUUCCUUGUUCAAACAAUAAUUCUCAAGAUUUGAAACUUCCUGUUUGUUUGAUGGGAGAAUAGGUCCCGGUUUUGUUUACACAGUACGAUUUUUCACGUACAGCAACUGACACACGUGCAAGCUUGCACUGCCGGCAAGUGUGUAGCAAAUAAAACGAGAUCGUUUUAAUUGAGUCGUUAAGAAUACUAAAUCCAAUUUGAAGAAACGAGGCGACGUUACAAUAUCUCGUUGUAUAUUGGUAAGAAACGUUCUAGAAUUACUGUUGUUUCACCACUUGAUAUGGAGAGCUCUGCUCUUACGAUCUCCAACUCGUGCCAAUUGGAAGGUACUCAGUAGAUAAGUGGUUGAGGAGAUUACUUGUAUCGACAACCAGUUCAGUUAUAAUUAGUUUCUUCAGGGCAAGGAGAUCUUUGGUUCAUCUUGGUUAUAUACCAACGUGGGAAAGAUUCUUGGAGUUUCUCGCCAAUUUGCUUAGACUGAGGAAAGUUAAUACUCAAGUAAGUGUGCAUAUGUCAAGAGGUUCUUCAGUCAAGUAUCUCACGGUAUUUUGCUUUAUCCCUUGCAUCAGCGCUGAACAUUUCAAAAUUUCUCAAAAAAUCACCAAUCGUAGGAUGUUUAUGACUUGCUCGCGUUGAAGAUGAAACUCUUGUAUCCAUAGUUUCCAGGUUUUAAUUUUUGAAAGAUCUAUUGAAGGUUUCUUUUUUAAUUCUAGAAUCACGCAAGGAAAUAUUUUACUUAAUGGUGAGAUAGCGAAAGACAAACAUUGAUUUUAAAUACUGUUUACAAAGAACUGAGACGCCGGCCGCAACAAUGGGAGUUUUGGACUUAAGCAAGAUAAAAGAGAAAGUAGGCAAAGAGGUCAAAUUCCUCUUUUUCGUUUGCUGUCAAGUCCUCCAUUGUCUCGGUAUUAAUCAUCGUAAAUUUGUGUUGGCUUCUUCUUCAAGGUUGACAGUUUCCUUUCGUGUAUUGCAACUCUUAGCUUCUUUGAUCAUUUAUUUUGCCACUGCGUUGCUAGUGUUUAUCUAGUCUUUGAAGUAUUCAUACUAUCUUGAAAGUGAAGUUUUGUGUUGUUCUUUUUCUGUGUUGAAAUUUGUGGUCGCGGGAAUCUUUGGAGCUUGGAAAAUUUGGUUAGAUAGCGUUUUGACUAAUGGCGAGAGAGAAAUAUUCAGGGAAAGUAAUUUGGUUUCUAAUUGCGUAAAAGCUUCUCGCAAAGACGAGAAAGCGGCUUCUUUGUGCCGCAAUUUUUCUGAAUAUAUGAAUACUCUCAUUGUUAAAAACUUCUCUCCUUACUGUAUAAAGAGGCUAAGAUUACUUAGAUCGUUUAAAACUGUGGAACGAAAAUAGGUGACAUGGUCUUCGUAAAAACAAUUAAAAAGAUAUUCAUACAAUAUUCGUAUGGACUAAAAUUUAACACAUUAAAUGUAUUUUGGUUUUUUGAAAUGUUCAUAUAUAAACCCGCAGGCUGGCAGACAGGUAGUAUAUGGUAAAACAGUGGACAACGGUGAAGGCGCGCUCUGAUUGGCUACUCAAACUCCGAAUAUCCACCUCCGAGCAACUCGCGCGCAGAAUUUGCGCUUAAAAAUGUUGCAAUCAUUGCAGAAAUAAAUGAUGAGAUAAGAUCUUCUUCUUGUGCUAUAUUAAGUCAGUGUUUUAGAAUGUGCCAAAAAAGCUAUUCACAACGGUCGCGGUGACCAGCGGUGAAUAUUUACCGCGCCACUUCACACAACUCGGUAAAUAUCCGCCACUUGCAACCUCCACUUUGGUGAGUAAUUGAUAAGCGAUGACAACAUACGGCUUCGUGCAUGGCUUAGGUUUUAUCAACUUUUAUUAUCAGCCGGUAUCUGAAAGGUCAUGCGCUUUUCUUUCAACAGUUACUUAAAUUUCUCUCGAAGGUGAGAAAUUAAUUAUAAGUUAACGUACUUUCAGAUGCAUUAAAACUUAUAAGCUUGGUUCAAUCACAACAUUUAUUUUCGCUCUCUCUCUCGUUUUCAGUUUAAAGAGUCUCAAAUAUGCCUUGGUAUGACGAAGAUGAAGUAGAAGGUGAACCCAACGUGGCACAAACUCAUGAAAGACGGGAUCACGGUGUUACUGAGCCUCGAGUUCACUGGUGCGAAAGGGACCCUUACACUUGCACCUUGGAAAUAAGGCUCCCUCGAUAUGAGGUGCCGAAAUUAAAGUCUCUUUAUGGUCCCUUACUCCAAUGGAUUGAUCCCACAUUUCAGCUGCUUCACAUCGAAGAAAGCGAUAAAAAUUCGUUUAUCACGCGGUUUGAACAAGAUGACCCCAAAGGGAGAGGUAACGAGAGUCAUUUGGCUAAGGAACAAUUAAACACGCAAUCACUAAGCGUUGUGCUGUUUUUGCGCGAGGAGUCAAAGUAUCAGCUGAACGCAGGAUUUGCAAAAGGCUACCUGCAGUCUCCCCCUUGGGGCUUCCAUCAUAAGAUUGAAUUGGCCAACCCUAUGGACAUGCGCACUGUCGCUCGCCAAGAUUAUUACGGGUCGUCUCCAGACCUUCCGCUGUGGACUGUCAGUUCGGUGCAUUACGGAAACGAGCAACUCAGGUUUAACAUUUUCGUGAAAAAUUUUGAGAAAAUGAAAGAAUUUUAUAGCAUAUUGACAGGGUGUGAAACUAGUGCAAGUAAACCAGGAUUCUGCUCUUUUGAUCUGUACUCUCAACCGGGCCUUGAAAUAAAACUAUCCUUGAAGUAUUCGCCAUGUCUGCAACCCCACGCAUCAAGGCUCAGCGCGCUUAAAUUCAACAUCCGCAGUGUGCUUUAUGUCAAACAGAAACUUCGACUCGUGCUGACUCCAAACGGGGAAAACACGUGGCUGACUCGUGAUCCUGACGGUAACGUGAUUCUUCUGUCACGUGACGAGAAUGAUGUUUUUGAGGUGGGUGUCGCAGGACAGUCAACAGAAGCGUCCGACAGUGGACGGUGGAGCGAGACAGCCAGUGAAGAUUCGUCGUGGGAAAUGUGCAGUGACACGAGCUGUUCGAGUUUCUCGUGCGAAAGUGGCUGUGAAAGCGUGACGACAAGAAAUGAAGACGAAGAUAAAGAUUCUUUUUCGGUUUAG